This is a messenger RNA of Cannabis sativa, 981 nucleotides long. RefSeq lists its product as uncharacterized. The record is from RefSeq and is a predicted model, not a curated record. Bases 41 to 742 code for a protein of 233 amino acids. Gene Ontology annotation, molecular function: cysteine-type peptidase activity. The transcript is spliced from 5 exons. Gene Ontology annotation, biological process: proteolysis. Lineage: Eukaryota; Viridiplantae; Streptophyta; Magnoliopsida; Rosales; Cannabaceae.
ACGUGAUAGUCGAUUACCCGACCAACCUCGUGUUUGGUACAUGCCCACUCGCAUCUCGCAAAAAACUCUCGGUUCGUUUAAUGUGAAGAGGAUUGCGAAAGACCGGGAGUGGUCAAAACUGUUUUACGAAGACAACUUCGAAAAAUGCGUCAAGAUGUUUGUGCCGGUGUUGACUCUAGAAGGUGCACCACAUUGGUUUGGUGCCGAAGUAAAUAUGAAGUCCAAGGUUGUCUCAUUUAUGGACUCCCUACACACCGCAAUGAAUGAGAAGUAUCGUGUGGAGGCUACGAAAGAAAUGUUGUCGACGUUGGACCUUUUGUUUGAGGAGAAUAGGUCGAAGAAUGUGACUUUCGUGGAUUUCAGAAUUGACAGGAAAGAUCGCGGGCUUCCUCAACAAGACAAUGACCGAGAUUGCGGAGUAUACGUCAUGAAGUACAUGGACGCUGUGGCCAAUGAGGAAGAAGUAGUUGAUGAGUUUCACCCGGUUGAGGCACGUUUGGAAAUCGCUGCGAGGAUCAUAACUGAUGAACAAAAUGAAAUUCGUACCAAAGUGGUUGAAGAUCGUAGGGCUGCACAAGGCAGCUCAUUUGCAUCAUCCUCGGCCCCUUUGCGUAGUCCGUCAAAGUCUCCACGCGAUCCUCGGUUCAGUACAGCGAAGUCUCGCAAUGCAAACAUGUUUCCCCCGUCAAGAGCCUCCCCUAGGCUUCAGUCUACCAAGACUAAGAUUUCAUAUGGUGAAUAGUGUGUGAAAAACACUUGUGUUAUUAAUAGGUUGUGUUAUUAAUAGGUCGUGUUAUUAGUGUGUUGUGUAGUUUGGAUUUGGGAGCAUAGGUUGUGUUAUUUGUGUGUUGUUUAGUUUGGAUUUCGGAGCAUUUGGAUUUAGACAUCUGUUUUUAUUAGUUCACGUUUGGAACUGGUUAUUAUGUUCACAGACUUGUGUUUAUUUUAGUUUUGACAAUAUAUUAAACCAUACUUAGCAAA